Molecule: messenger RNA, 2316 nt
Organism: Colletotrichum scovillei
Lineage: Eukaryota; Fungi; Ascomycota; Sordariomycetes; Glomerellales; Glomerellaceae
Exons: 3
Coding region: 322-1647 (441 amino acids)
Biological process (GO): triglyceride catabolic process
Molecular function (GO): triacylglycerol lipase activity
Source: RefSeq, a predicted model, not a curated record
AAAUGUCCCUCGUGCAGCUAUUCGUUCAAGUAACUGGUCCAACGCUCUUUCUCUCAACAAGCUAAAAUGGCUGAGGUAAGCGUAUCACUGGUCACGCUGACGCUGCGCCGCCCGGCAUGUCAUCCGUCGGUGCUCCCUCUAGAAGUUAUCUACCGUUAUCUACUACAACUUCUAGACUACAACUUCUGUUCGUGCCUCUCAUUACUACCUGCAACUCGUGCAAUACCUCGAAUGAAUGGAUUCGUAUUCACACAUCAAAGUUCGCCCUGGCGUGUGGUGAUCUAGCAUCAGCUACCUUUCUGUCUUGCCACGAACUUCAACAUGCUUCUCUCAACACCUACCAUUAUUGGUUUGUGCUGGCUGGCGGGAGCUAGACUAACAUCCGCAGUGCCACAAGUCUUAUCUCUCGAAGAUCAUCCCAGAGACCAGAAUGUACUGCUGUCUUCCGACAAAGCGCGCUCGACUGAUUACUUCAGGCACUCGCUCUGGAGCGAUCGUCGACAGUUCCAACAGCCGCCUGGUUUUGUUGCGUUCGGUGACUCGUAUAGUGCCGGUAUCGGCACCGGCGUUGAUGGCGUCGAGGACGAAUGCAGGCUGGGAUCCCACGCUUACCCAGUUUUGAUCUUCACCGAUCUGGCUGAAAGCCAGUUCCCUGGAACAGCAACCUUUCAGUUCUUGUCAUGUACCGGGUCGACCACCAGCAAUGUUCUAUCAGGUGGCGAUCACAGCCAGGUUGACAAGUUCAACAAGUCGAUCAAUGCUGACUUUGCGGUACUUUCAAUCGGAGGAAACGACCUUGGCUUUUUCUCCGUGAUGAAUGCUUGCAUAUUCCGCUUCUACAGCUUCAACUCUGGCAGUUGCGAGACAGCACUGCAGUACGUAACCGAUCAGAUCGAGAGUUCGGAUUUCGCACAGCGGCUGGAAAUGGUCAUCAUGGAGAUACUGGACACAGUGCAGUGGGAGAAGCGGCCGUGGUUCAUCAUUACCGUGACCGGCUAUGCUCGGUUCUUCAGCGUGGAAACUGACGAGUGCGACAAUUGUACCCUCGGUGUCUGGUGGCAGGGACCAAAACUCAAGAGGGAUGUACGCCAGAGGAUGAACGACAUGGUCGUGGCAGUCAAUGAGAAACUGAGGAGUUCUAUCGAUGCCGUCAACUCGAGGUUUACGACUCCAAAGGUUCUGUUCGUCGAUUAUGACGCCAAGUUCGAAGGGCAUCGUUUCUGCGAACCAGGCGUUAUGGAACCAGCGUACAAUAGGACAGAGACUUGGUUCUUUCUCGUCGGAGGCAAAGACAACAACCCAGAUGUAAUGGAUCCGACGCCGGCCCCGAAUGCUACAACAGUGGGCAUCGAGUAUGGUGCGAGUAGCAAGACGUUGUCUCCAUUGUCACCGCUCACGGAUCCGGAGACGUGCCUGGGCCCGGCCGAAAGAUCAGGAGAUUGGGGCCUGCUGGCUCUGUGUUACAUGGCGAGAGCUAAACGCGAUUACCCAUCGCUGAAAUUUACCGCGGGGGAUGUCAUGGUUCAGAAUUCAAUGUGGUAUGUCCCAACAUAUUAUGGGAAAACCUUCCAUCCAAGGAGCCUCGGUCACGAGGUGAUUAGAGAUGAAAUCUACAGGACCUGGUCGCAAAUAGAUACAGUGAGGUAGAAAUCAAAGGUAUCAGCAUGCGGACUGCCGCCCAACAGGACACGCGCGAAAAGAGCACAUGAGUGGAGGGCAAACCCUCUUCUUGUCCAUCAGAUGUCAGGUACCACCGCUCACUACGCUUCGUACAAGCUACCAAGAGACCGCUCUGCGGGGGAAUAUACGGUUAACUUAAUGUCGAUCAUUUCGACUUCAUCCCUACCCUUGGAUAUCAUACCCGUUUUUCAUAGGGACAAGAACAUCGCAGUAUACGCAGAUGCAGGGCCACGUCUGUUUCUCGCCGGAGCCGAGUCGGGGAGAUUGUCUACUCUGGAUCGCGGGUUACACCGAAGUUCCACACAACUGCUUCAGAGAGAGACCAGGGCCCAUGCUGCAGGGGAAGGUGGGACAUUGGCCCCUUUUGGGUGAGUGAUGCACCCGUUUGGCGGGGUUGUUCUCUUGGCCCGGAGAAACUUUCGGUAAGAUGGAUAAAAUGCCUUGACAGAUGCUGUCUUCUUUUCAUACUCCAAUCUACUGAGCUGUAAGCGUGGCAAGAGGGUUGCUGUUUGGGGGUUUGAAGCGAGUGAAAUCGAAGUUGAUGUACACUCUUUGGGAGACUUUGGAAUUGUGGACGGGUAGACGGAGGAGCCUCCGAAAAGUGUCUUACGACCCAUCCAUUAUAAAAUCAGACAA